AUGUCCUGGGAGUCUAACCAGCGGCGGAUUCUCCGCUCCGUCAACGGAAAAUAUCUCUUUGGUCGCAUCCCGAUCCUCCACACCGUCGUCUUUCUGAUCGAGAUGGCCUUGGUUGCGAGAUUGAUCGCGAGAUUCAACUCUUACUAUGAAGAACGACCGCUCAUGACCAUGAUGGUAACAAACGCCGUCCUCGGCGGCAUUGCCGACACGGUCGCCCAGAGCGUCACAGCCAUUCGCUGUCGCGGCGCCCAAAAAACCAUUGGCUUGACAAAGGAGGACCAGUUCUCGAUCGAGAUCCACGAGCUCGGCAGAAAGAGCGCAGACUUUGAGCGGGACUUUGUUCCCAACCACAAGGCGCUGCCGCCGUCGUUCGACCUCGAGCGCCUGACCCGGUUCAUGGCCUACGGUUUCUGCGUCGCCCCUCUGCAGUUCAAGUGGUUCCGCUUCCUCGAGCGAGCGUUCCCCAUGACAAAAGCCAGCGCCUUCGGCCCGGCCAUGAAGCGAGUCGUCCUCGAUCAGCUGGUGUACGCACCGUUCGGCGUGGGCCUUUUCUUCGUCGCCAUGACUGUGGCGGAGGGAGGUGGACGCCGAGCAGUCACCCACAAGCUCCGGGACAUGUAUGUGCCUACUCUCAAGGCCAACUAUGUCGUCUGGCCAGCUGUGCAAAUUGUCAACUUUCGCCUCAUGCCGGUUCAGUUCCAGCUGCCUUUUGUCUCAACCAUCGGUAUCGCCUGGACGGCGUACUUGUCGCUUACGAACGCUUCGGGCUAG
This is a messenger RNA of Ustilaginoidea virens, 771 nucleotides long. RefSeq lists its product as uncharacterized. The transcript is spliced from 4 exons. The record is from RefSeq and is a predicted model, not a curated record. Bases 1 to 771 code for a protein of 256 amino acids. Gene Ontology annotation, cellular component: cytoplasm; membrane. Lineage: Eukaryota; Fungi; Ascomycota; Sordariomycetes; Hypocreales; Clavicipitaceae.